AUGCUCCCUGUCAAAAGGUCUCAUGCCCCAAGUAUUGAUUGGCCAAGACCGGCCUCCAACACAAAUUUCUUGACUUUCAAGGAGAAAGGUCUUCCACAAAAUCCAUCUCAUAUCAUCACAUCCACCGCGCUCAAAAAGCCUCCUACUUCACCCACUUUCCCAGCCGCAAUGGCUAGCGAUAGCUCACCAGAUUAUAAAGCCCUGUACUUCCAGGCAGAAGCACAGCACUUGCAAGCAGAAUCACAGCACUUGCAAGCAGAAGCUCGCCUCCAGCAAACCACUUUUGGCAAAUUUCUCAAUACCUGUCACAGCUUACUGUCCCUUCCAUUGGCAGUCACCCCUCUGUCAAGGUCCACAAAAGGCUCAAUUCCUCCCCCAACUGGGAAAUAUUGCCUGUUGACACUUCACCCAUGGUUGGACUGUAUGGCUACACAACAACAAAUCUUCAUGUCUGUUUGCAGGCACCUACAGCCUAUUGGAGAAAGCACACCACACCUAUUUACACCACAUCACCAGCUCAAAGGUUUUGGUGAAAUGAGCAUUAUUGCUGUACUGUAUAAGAUACCAGAGGCAUGUAAGGAAUUCUGCCUUGAUAAUAGCAUCCAGUUUGAGAAUCAUGCCAACACCUUGAACAAGAUUGAGGACAUUGGGAUUGAUGCACCUGACUUUUCCAGUACCCCAAAUUCCAGAGCAGAUCAGUUUUGUAUCCACCAAAUCAAUGGGAGCACAGAUACUCUUGUCACCACAGUCAAGUACAAACCAUCUCACAAGCUUACUGUAGAAAAUAUCCGUGUGGGGCUUCAGUUAAUGGAUUUCUUGAAAACAGUAGUUAACAUAGAGACUAUUCCAACAGAGAAAUCACAGAAAUUAAUAUACAAUGCAGAACAGCUCACAGAGUUGACAAUUGCUCAGGAAUAUCAUGUGAUGAUCCAGAAAGGUCUCAAGUAUUCAUAUAUAACAAAUGGCUUCUCUCUUAUAUUUCUAUACAUUCCUGAAGAUGAUCCAAGCACACUUUACUAUUAUCUCUGUGAACCCAACAUGGAUGUUCAAAAUGACAAUAUUUUGCAGUAG
Molecule: messenger RNA, 1071 nt
Organism: Coccidioides immitis RS
Lineage: Eukaryota; Fungi; Ascomycota; Eurotiomycetes; Onygenales; Onygenaceae
Exons: 2
Coding region: 1-1071 (356 amino acids)
Source: RefSeq, a predicted model, not a curated record